This is a messenger RNA of Meleagris gallopavo (turkey), 438 nucleotides long. The record is from RefSeq and is a predicted model, not a curated record. NCBI's taxonomy places the organism in Eukaryota, Metazoa, Chordata, Aves, Galliformes, Phasianidae.
CUGGAGCACGGCAUCCAGCCCGACGGGCAGAUGCCCAGCGACAAAACCAUCGGCGGGGGGGACGACUCCUUCAACACCUUCUUCAGCGAGACGGGGGCUGGCAAGCACGUGCCCCGUGCCAUAUUUGUAGACCUGGAACCCACUGUGAUCGAUGAGGUGCGCACGGGGACGUACCGGCAGCUCUUCCACCCCGAGCAGCUGAUCACGGGCAAGGAGGAUGCGGCCAACAACUACGCCCGGGGGCACUACACCAUCGGCAAGGAGAUCAUCGACCUGGUGCUGGACCGCAUCCGCAAGCUGGUGGGUGCAGCGCCGUGGGGACGCGCGCAUCGUUGGGUCCCCCCCACCCCGUGGGACCGAGGGGCAGCACGGAGCUGUGCUGUGGGGCUCCGGGUGCACUGGAGCCCCUCGUCCUGCAGUGGGUGGGAUGCUGACCCC